This is a messenger RNA of Penicillium olsonii, 1944 nucleotides long. NCBI's taxonomy places the organism in Eukaryota, Fungi, Ascomycota, Eurotiomycetes, Eurotiales, Aspergillaceae. The record is from the annotation of a GenBank genome assembly.
AUGGAGGCCCGCGAGUCCCGCGAAUCCCACAAGAGGCCUCGGUCUCCGGGCGAGCAGCAGAUGUCGUCCAAAGUGGCCAAGACGCAUUCGAAUCAUCUGCAAAUCAACUAUCUCGCGCGCCAAUAUCCAGAUAACCUCCCACUCGUCUCCGUCGAAGAUACCAUGCCCGCGAUUAUUCACCUGCUAGGGGAGUACGAUGGCGUGUUACACCGCCAUGAGAGCAUCGCGGGAAACCUCGGCGCAUGUCCGCUGGGACCGAUCCUGAUCAAGCGAUUCGAGCGACUCUUCGAUGGACCCCCGCAGGUGUUGAAGUCGCAUGGCAAGGACGGACCCACGGUGACUUGGCUGGACGUGGUGGAAUUCGCCAAGAACAAGCCGGAACAAUUCAAUCUGGAGAAGUCGCGCAAUGGGGUCCGGGUCUGUCAGUUCUAUACCAAGCAAUGUCGCGUGGAGAUCAGCGAGGAGGACUUUGUCUUGAUCGCCUCGGGCAUGCCCCAGAAGAUGAUCCCGCCCCAGCCGAUCAUUGAAGACGAGGAGAAGGAGCUGGGUGCGCUGGAGAUCCUGGAGAAGAACUUGCAGCACAUCACGCAAAUGGCGGAUCAGGGUAGGCAAUCCGAUACUCUUCUUAACAUAGCGACGAAUACUGAUCUGGAUUUAGUCUCUGCUCGGGCCCGACAGCUCAACCAUCGGUUGAAGAACCGGCGGAACGCAAUUGUCACCCGGCGCGAAAACGAUGCCACUCUCCAUGCGCAUUCCCGAUCUGCUACUGACAUCUGGCGUGAUGCCAAUGGCCUUGGACCGGUCAACGGUCACGGCCAAGGUUCUUCGCACCCUUCCCCGUCCGGGUUUGUCGCCGUCAACGCCCAACGCCCGGAUGGUGAGCACGAGGAGAACUCGCUGGCGUCUCAGUUCAUGUUCUCCCAGACCAACACCGACAAUGUCACCAUGAUCAACGGGCAAUCCAUCAAAGGCGCCUCGCCAACCACCCGCGCGGACCUAAUGAAGAAAUUCUUCACAACCGCAGACCGCCACGCUCGUGGCUACGACGACGUUACGACCCCCAUCAACCCCCAACCCCUCCCACGGCCUCGCGCCGAAGGAACAGACACCUCUCUAUAUAAUCCAGCCACAGCAACCCCAGUGGCAAUCCCCAGCACUCCCUCCUCCCUCCUCCCUCCCCCGAAAUCCACGCAGCCCGAAAAGGACGACGGCGGGCCCUACAAGCAGGAAAUGAUCGCCCGCAUGGAAGAGCUUCAACGCGGCGAGCGUGUGCUCCCCCCCUGCGACCGCUGCCGCCGCCUCCACAUGGACUGUCUGAAGAACCUGACCGCCUGCGCCGGCUGCACCAAGAAACACGCAAAGUGUUCCUGGCGCGACGUCAAAAACGACGAGAUCAUCGGCCUGCGCGCCAGCCUCAUGACCCCCUCCAGCUACGACCCCCACGCCAUCACGCCCCCAACCUUCACUGCUCCCCUGCCGCCCAUCUCGGCGGAACGCGAACGCUACGAAGAACCCUACUACAGCCGUCGCGAGUCCGCCCCCUCCGCCCCAAACCCAGUCCCACACUCCGCCCCCACAGUCCCCAUGGAACUCCCCUCCAGUGACAAUUCUCCCCGCCGCGCCGUGAGCGAGACAGAAGGUCGUCCACGGCCCCGUGAUGACCUCGAUCCAGACGCGAAUCAGCGUCUCAUGCAGGCUAUUCUUGAUACCGUUGAUCAUCACACUCGUGUUGCUGCGGCGGUGCAGGAAAAGGAGCGCGGGGCGGAGCGGGAUCCCGUCUCUGCUAUGCCGGCUGGUUCGGCAGUCCCGGGUCCUCAUGGGCCUGGUGCUGAGCGGGAUCAUGAGCGGGAGCGGGAACGUCAGCGGGAGCGUGAGAGGGAGAGGGAGCGCGAGAGGGAAUCGGAGCGGGAUCGAGAUCGGGAUCGAAGGCUUGUGCAGGCUUGA